Rhineura floridana is the source of this 4246-nucleotide messenger RNA. It is a transcript of the gene EPHA2, whose product is annotated as EPH receptor A2. Gene Ontology annotation, biological process: protein phosphorylation; cell surface receptor protein tyrosine kinase signaling pathway; axon guidance. Bases 128 to 3076 code for a protein of 982 amino acids. The record is from RefSeq and is a predicted model, not a curated record. The transcript has 17 exons. Gene Ontology annotation, cellular component: neuron projection; plasma membrane. NCBI's taxonomy places the organism in Eukaryota, Metazoa, Chordata, Lepidosauria, Squamata, Rhineuridae. Gene Ontology annotation, molecular function: transmembrane-ephrin receptor activity; protein binding; ATP binding.
GCAUGAAUGAACACGGCGAGAACUUUCCCACAGGCUCCCAUUGAGCUUUUCGGACAGCGGAGGCGACGCGGCUCUGCGCAAGGCGAUCCCCGAAGGCUGCCAGGCGAGCGCGCACUCAAGGCACAGCAUGGACAGCCUCCGCGGGGCCCGCACUCCCCUCGUCCUCCGCCUCCUCCCUCUCCUGGCCCUGCUCCAGGCGGCGCUCGGAGGCGCCCAGACCCGCGAAGUUGUCCUGCUGGACUUUGCCAAGGCACAAGGGGAUCUGGGCUGGCUCAAUCACCCCUACGGCAAAGGGUGGGAUCUUCUCCAGAAUGUAAUGAACGAGUCUCUCAUCUACAUCUAUUCAGUCUGCAAUGUGAUGGACGGUGAUCAGGACAAUUGGCUGCGGACCAACUGGAUCUACCGCAGUGAAGCCCAGCGCAUCUUCAUUGAACUCAAAUUCACUGUCCGAGACUGCAACAGCUUCCCCGGUGGGACAGGCACAUGCAAGGAGACCUUCAAUCUCUUCUACGCAGAGUCAGAUGUGGAUUAUGGCAUCAAUUUUCAGAAGCGCCAGUUCCGCAAGAUUGACACCAUCGCCCCAGACGAGAUCACUGUGCGUGAGGACUUUGAGACCCGCAACGUCAAGAUCAAUGUGGAGGUGCGCUCAGUGGGACCCCUCACCCACAAGGGCUUCUACCUGGCUUUUCAGGACAUCGGGGCUUGCGUGGCCCUCUUGUCUGUCCGGAUCUAUUACAAGAAGUGCCCCGGAGUCUUCCAAAACAUGGCGAGUUUCCCUGAGACUAUUGCUGGCGCUGAUUCACAGCCCUUGGCCAAGGUUCCUGGGACUUGCGUGAAAGAUGCCGUGUCCAACGAGGAGCCGUUCAUGCACUGCAAUUCGGAUGGGGAGUGGCUGGUGCCCAUUGGCGAGUGCCUGUGCCGUGAGGGGUAUGAGAAGGACGGGGACAGUUGCAGAGCUUGCUCACCUGGGUCCUUUAAACAGGAUAUCUCCAACAGCGCCUGCUCAAAAUGUCCUUUGCACACGCAGCCAUCUGCUGAAGGUUCUACCUCAUGUCCUUGUGAGGACGGCUAUUUUCGGGCCUUGAGUGAUCCUGUCUCCAUGCCGUGUACUCGACCCCCUUCAGCUCCCCAUGGUGUCACAGCCAUAGGGUUGGGUGCUAAGGUGCAACUACGCUGGUCCCUACCUCAGAACCCAGGUGGCCGCGAGGACAUAACAUACAGUGUGUCGUGUGAACAGUGCUGGCCAGAAUCAGGGGAGUGCCAUCCCUGUGAUGCCACUCUUCGUUAUUCAGAAAACCCUCACAACAUAGUCGGCACUUCCCUGACCAUCAGUGACUUGGAGCCACAUGUGAACUACACCUUCACAGUAGAAGCCCGGAAUGGAGUGUCCUCCUUUGGCACACGGCGUAGCUAUGGCGUCACCAGCAUCAGUGUCAACCAGACGGAACCUCCCCGCGUGACAUCAGUGACCAUGGACAGCCGCACUGCAACCAGCCUGACUCUAUCCUGGACUGUCCCAGCACGGCAGGAGAGCCAUGUCUGGAAAUACCAGGUCACUUAUAAGAAGAAGAAGGAUGAAAACAGCUACUCGGUGUUGCGCUGCGAAGGGAACUCUGUGACCCUGCCAAAGCUCACCCCUGGGACCAAGUACUUGGUGAGCGUCCAGGCACUGACCCAGGAAGGUCAGGGAGCCAACAGUGUGGAACACGAGUUUGAGACGCUUGCUGAACGCUCUGAUGGCACAAACACCGCAGCAGUCCUUGGCGGUACUAUUGCUGGCUUAAUCGUAAUGGUUUUCGUGGUGCUGAUGAUUGUCCUGUUGAUUCGCCGGAGGAGAAAUAACUCGAGAGCCCGGCAGACGUCUGAGGAUGUUUAUUUCUCCAAGUCUGACCAGCUGAAGCCCCUGAAGACUUAUGUGGAUCCCCACACUUAUGAAGACCCCAAUCAGGCAGUAUUGAAGUUCACAACUGAGAUUCAUCCUUCAUGCGUCUCCCGGCAGAAAGUCAUAGGGGCAGGUGAAUUUGGGGAAGUCUACAAGGGAACCCUGAAAAAUGGCAAGAAGGAGAUCCCAGUGGCCAUCAAGACACUGAAAUCUGGCUACACAGAGAAGCAACGCAUUGACUUCCUGAGUGAGGCAAGCAUCAUGGGCCAGUUUUACCACCACAACAUCAUCCACUUAGAAGGAGUCGUCUCCAAAUAUAAGCCUUUCAUGAUCAUCACGGAGUACAUGGAGAACGGUGCCCUUGAUAAAUUCCUGCGGGAAAAAGAUGGGGAGUUCUGUGUUAUUCAGCUGGUGGGCAUGUUGAGGGGUAUUGCCUCUGGUAUGAAGUACUUGGCCAGCAUGAACUAUGUCCAUCGGGAUUUGGCCGCCCGCAACAUCCUUAUCGACAGCCAGCUAGUCUGCAAAGUCUCUGACUUUGGUCUCUCCCGUGUUUUGGAGGAUGAUCCUGAUGCCACCUACACUACAAGUGGUGGGAAAAUCCCAAUCCGGUGGACAGCACCUGAGGCUAUCUCUCAUCGAAAGUUCACCUCGGCCAGUGAUGUCUGGAGCUAUGGAAUAGUUAUGUGGGAGGUGAUGUCUUAUGGUGAACGGCCUUAUUGGGAGCUCUCCAACCAUGAGGUGAUGAAAGCAAUUAACGAAGGCUUUAGGCUUCCUGCACCCAUGGACUGUCCUUCUGCAAUCUAUCAGCUGAUGAUGCGAUGCUGGCAACAGGAGAGGAGUCACAGGCCCAAAUUCAGUGAUGUUGUUAGCAUCUUGGACAAGCUUAUCCGUGCUCCUGAGUCGCUGAAGACUUUGGCUGAGUUUGAUCCCAGGAUCUCUAUUCGCCUACCCAGCACCAGUGGCUCAGAGGGGAUCCCUUUCCGAACUGUGGCCGAGUGGCUGGAAUCCAUCAAAAUGCACCAGUAUACAGAGCACUUCAUAGCCGCUGGGUAUAAUGUCAUUGAGAAGGUGGUCCAGAUGACCAAUGAUGAUAUCAAGAGAAUUGGGGUGCGUCUACCAGGACACCAGAAGCGCAUUGCCUACAGCCUCCUGGGAUUGAAGGAACAGGUCAGCACCAUUGGCAUUCCAAUCUGAGGUGGACAAGUCUUGCCCUGUAUUGGUAGCCUUGUUGCCCAGUUCAGCUACUCAGUGGCCGAGCCAAAAAAACAUUUGGCGAUUGUACUUCCUGAGUCAUACUUGAAGUGGAGAAUCCAAGUGACCUCUCACUCAGCAAGGAUUGCCGACUGCCAAAGAGGAGUUGGAUGCCUGCCUUCCCUUGUGCUUCCUCAGCAUAGCUCCACAUUUUAUUGCUUGGCCUCCAACCUCUCUUGUCUUCUGGAAACUGCAACCACUAUUCUGUGGUGUUGGAAAUCUUCAGGAUGAAAGAUUGGACUCUGCCAUGUGCUCUGGUUGUGUGCCACCAAGCAAAUCUGCCAAAAGCCACAUUUCAUUCCUCCUUCCUCACUCCUGGCUUGGAUAGAUCCUGGAACUGCUGAAUACGUAGUGCCACCCUUCCUGCCAUCUUGCUUUCUCUGUUUGCAGCCUGCACAAAGUUGACCAAAGCAAUAUAGAGCUGUAUGUUCCACCCCCAACUGUUAUCUUACAUCAGACCCUCUCCUGGAAACUUACAGGUCCAAUGACAUAUUUAUUUCCAUAUUUGGAAGCCCAGAAAAAGUCUUAUAGACACGUCUUUGUCCUUCAGUCUUUAAAAGAGAAUGGAGAUUGAGAACUCCAGAAAUACAGUUCAGUCUGGUUAAGAUUGUGGGGAUUUUCGAGUGGGGACAGGAGAGCUUCCUCACUCACGACACAGCAACCGUGCUGGAACGAUUGGACACUCAAGAGUUGCUCUUGGUUAACAUGUAUCUGUUCAGAAACUAACAGACUUUUCCUUUCUCCUCCCACUUUUUAAGAAACCAAACUUGGUUGUGUCAAGAAUGAGGCCUUACACAGACUUCCUUCUGGCAUUCGUGAGUUUCAGCCUAGAAGUGUUUAUGCCAAGGAUGACUGAAAACGACUCUCCACCGAGUCAUUUUUAUUUCUUUCCAACCCUCUAUUUAUUCAUCUUUUCCAACUGCUGCCUCUCCUCCAUAUUCCUGCAAUGCACUCUCUACGUACUGAUACUUGUUCUUCCUUCUUCUUCUUACUUUCUUUUUUAAAUUUUAAUUUAUUUUUUAUAUUUAUUGAGGUUUUUUAAAAGCAGACUUAUUGCUGUUAAGGGUAAUCAUGCACAACUUGAACAAAACAAUUUACUUUGUGUGCGUGAAU